Molecule: messenger RNA, 1536 nt
Organism: Adineta ricciae
Lineage: Eukaryota; Metazoa; Rotifera; Eurotatoria; Adinetida; Adinetidae
Source: the annotation of a GenBank genome assembly
AUGAUUGCUCAAGCUUUACUUUACAUUUUAGCAAUUGUUGUUCUACUCGUUGCUUUUGUUUAUUUCAAAUUGGUUCGUAGACAAAAACAAUUGUACGAUGCAUUCCGCGUGCAAGGUAUCAAAGGUGAACCAUUCGUACCGUUAGUUGGUCAGAUUCUUGAGUUGAGUAAACAGCGUGACAAUGAUACAUCCGUAGUUUAUUUUCAAGAACUAGCUAAAAAACAUGGAGACGUCUUUUUGUUCGGUUUUGGUCCAUUGACACGAUUGAUGUGCAACGAUCCUGAUCUACUUGCAGAUGUAUUAAGUCGAACUAAUUCGGUAAAUUAUGAAAAACCAUUGGAUUUCAAAUUGGUCUUCGAAACGCUGAUGGGUUCACAUAGUCUGUUGGUAGCUGAAGGCAACGAACAUGAACGUGCACGUCGAAUGAUCAAUCCUGCAUUCCAUCACGUCAAUCUGAAGUCGAUGAUUUCGAUAAUUACAGAUCAAACAGCAAAAGCAAUAGCAUCACUGACUACUAAUAAAGAACACGAAUCGAAACCUGUUGAUUUACAAAUUGAGUUCAACGCGCUAACACUAUCGAUUAUCGUCUCCAGUGCAUUUGGUGCAGAUUUUGAAACUAACACGAAUGCGAAAGAAAUCUUUUGCGGGAUAUUGGCUGAGCUACUUGACGCUAUUGAAUAUCGGUCUAUGCGAAUGAUAAAUCAGAUACCUUUUCUUUCCAAAUUACCGUUUUGGCGGAAAAACCUUAUAGAUUCGGGUGUUCGAACAAUCGGUGCUUAUGUUGACCAAAUCAUCGCUGAUCGUCGACAGGGACGUUCAGCUAGCUUGUGUUGCGGUGCUGAUCUGUUAGAUUUGUUACUUUCAGCUGUCGAUGACGACGGACAAACACUGACUGAUCAAGAAAUCAAAGAGCAAUCUCUUACUUUCGUUCUCGCCGGUAGUGAAACAACAGCGACUCUAAUGGUAUGGAUACUGUACGUUCUAAUGACACAUGAAGAUGUACAGCAAGCGUGUCGCGAAGAAGUGGAUCGAAUCUUACCAAAUGGCAUCCAACCUACAGAUGAACAUCUGUCACAAUUGAUGGUAUGUGAAGCCGUGAUCAAUGAAACACUUCGGCUCUAUCCAGCAGCACCAUUUUUUGUGCGCCAGGCCGUACACGAUCAUGUUAUCGGUACUGAACGUCAAUUACAUAUUCAAACUGGUUCAACUAUUGUUAUCAAUACAAAUGUUCUUCAUCGUCGUGAUGAUCUUUGGCCCCGACCAAAUCAAUUUGACUAUACUCGAUGGAUGCGCGAUCCGAAAACUGGCUUGAAACCAAAACUGUCACAUCCUUACGCUUAUCUUCCGUUUGCAGCUGGUCCACGAAACUGUAUUGGACAAAAUUUUGCAUUACUCGAAGCAAAACUUAUCUUGGCAAUGUUAGUCCAGCGUUGUACUUUUCAAAUGACGUCAGGACAGAAGAUUGCACCUGAUGUAAAAAUAACAAUGCGUGCAAAAUAUGGAUUAUGGGCGAAAGUUAGUCAACGUCAAAUAUAA